Molecule: messenger RNA, 1273 nt
Organism: Oncorhynchus kisutch (coho salmon)
Lineage: Eukaryota; Metazoa; Chordata; Actinopteri; Salmoniformes; Salmonidae
Product: protein SOGA3
Exons: 3
Coding region: 176-1255 (359 amino acids)
Source: RefSeq, a predicted model, not a curated record
AUUGGUGGUUGGGUCCGUGCGCUCAGAGAUUCAGAGGAGGGGAAGUCUCCUCCUCCCCAUCCACUGUCGCCGGGAUACUGCUGCCAGAAGAACACAGCGCAGGGAGGGACUGUCUGGGUGAUGUGGAUGUAGACUAGGCUAUUGAACUGAACGUCCAUCCUCUCUGUAUGACACCAUGAACCCUGCCUCGGGCGGCGCUGCCGACUCCCGCAGCCAGCUAGACAAUAGCAACAGAAAGCAGCAGCAACAGCGCGCUUCCUCCCCGGCUGGCGGCAAAGACAUUGGAUCUAAAGAGACACCGAAAAGCAGCACUCUGUCAAAGAUCAUCACGUCAAAGCAGUGCGGAGGAGGGAGAGGCAACCGCGGCAGCUCCCCGGUCUCCACGGCAACCAGCAAAGACAGACUGUCUUCUUCUUCCAAAGGCGCGGCAAGCGCGGCAGGCGCGGCCCCUGUCCAGUCCGAUGGUGCUGAAAUCCAUACGUUGACCAGGGCGGCGGCGGCUGCUGGGAGCUGCAGAGGAGCGGCAGAGGAGCGUAGUAGUCCGUCUGAAGACUCGCGUUGUACUGAUAUAUCGUGUUUGAAGGGGGAUACAACACGGGUUGUUUCUGAUCAGCCUUGUUCAUCCAAAUCUCCUAAAUUGAAGAACAAUAACCCGAGAGGAGGGGGAGGAGAAGGCGAGGCUAGCAGCACAGCGACCGGAAACAAAAAGAGCUCCGGCAAGAGCAGUGUGGGCUGCGGCCCUGGCUUCUGGAGAGAGGGAUGUUUGCAGUCGGAGCUGAUCCAGUUUCACCUGAAUAAAAGCUUAAAGAAAGGAGGAGGAAAGAUGAAGGCGAAGACACCGUCUCCCCCGGAGCCGGUCACGGAAACGGUGGAACCAGAGGAUCUCUCCCCUGAGGCCAUCGUUAACGAGCCCGAACCGGUACCUGAGCCCGACCAGCUAUUUCAGGAGGAGAUAGAGAAACUGGAGGAUGAAAACGAUGAACUAAAGACUGAGAUAGAGGAGAUGAGAGCGGAGAUGGACGAGAUGAGAGACACGUUCUACGAAGAGGACGCCUGUCAGCUGCAGGACAUGCGUCGUGAGCUGGAGCGAGCCAAUAAGAACUGCCGGAUUCUCCAGUACCGUCUGAGGAAGGCGGAGAGGAAGAGGAUGAGGUUCGCUCAGACCGGAGAGGUAGACGGAGAGCUACUGAGGGCCCUGGAGCAGGACUUGAAGGUAAAACGCUGUCUAGACUCUAGGAUAACUAACUUCCUGUAGCUCAGGACCUAAAGCACG